Molecule: messenger RNA, 2627 nt
Organism: Anoplopoma fimbria (sablefish)
Lineage: Eukaryota; Metazoa; Chordata; Actinopteri; Perciformes; Anoplopomatidae
Product: cleavage stimulation factor subunit 1
Exons: 6
Coding region: 191-1486 (431 amino acids)
Biological process (GO): mRNA 3'-end processing
Cellular component (GO): mRNA cleavage stimulating factor complex
Molecular function (GO): protein binding; RNA binding
Source: RefSeq, a predicted model, not a curated record
AUCCGCACGUGUACUUCUCUGUCGUUUUUGCUCUGUCCAGACUGUAGCAACAAAGCUAGCAUUAUUAGCAGCACUGCUAAGCACAAGUUCCAUUCAUUUGUUGAAGCUGUCCCAGCUAACGGUGCACUUUUAAAAACCCAGCUAAUUUGUCACUAUUGAAGGGGGCCUCUUCCGGUCACGCGGACCCAUCAUGUAUCGUGCCAAACCAACCCUGAAGGACCGACAGCACCUGUACAGGCUUAUCAUAAGCCAGCUGCUCUACGACGGAUACACCAACAUCGCCAACACUCUCAUCACUGAGGUCAAACCACAGAAUGUAGUGUCGCCCUCUGAACAGCUCAUGCAGCUGGCAAAGAUAGGGAUGGAGAACGAUGACAGUGCAGUUCAGUACGCCAUCGGGCGCUCAGACACAGUGGCGCCAGGUGUGGGCAUUGAUCUGGAGUUUGAUGCCGAUGUGCAGACCAUGUCCCCUGAGGCGUCGGAGUACGAGACCUGCUACGUGACGUCCCAUAAGGGCCCGUGCCGCGUCGCCUCAUACAGCCGCGAUGGCCAGCUGAUUGCCACUGGCUCUGCGGACGCUUCCAUCAAGAUCCUGGACACGGAACGGAUGCUGGCCAAGAGCGCCAUGCCUAUUGAGGUGAUGAUGAAUGAGACGGCGCAGCAAAACAUGGAAAAUCACCCCGUGAUUCGGACACUGUAUGACCACGUAGACGAGGUCACCUGCCUCGCCUUCCAUCCCACUGAACAGAUUCUAGCCUCUGGCUCAAGAGAUUACACCCUCAAGCUGUUUGACUACUCCAAGCCCUCUGCAAAAAGAGCAUUUAAAUAUAUACAGGAAGCCGAAAUGCUGCGUUCAAUCUCCUUCCAUCCAUCGGGCGACUUCCUGCUGGUGGGAACGCAGCACCCCACCCUCCGCCUUUAUGACGUCAACACCUUCCAGUGCUUUGUGUCCUGCAACCCGCUGGACCAGCACACGGACACCAUCAGCGGCGUGGGCUACAACCCCAGCGCCAACAGCUACGUCAGCUGCAGCAAGGACGGCAGCAUCAAGCUGUGGGACGGCGUCUCCAACCGCUGCGUGACCACCUUCGAGAAGGCCCACGACGGAGCCGAGGUGUGCUCCGCCAUCUUCUCCAAGAACUCCAAGUACAUCCUGUCCAGCGGCAAAGACUCCGUGGUCAAACUGUGGGAGAUCUCCACUGGCCGGACCCUGGUCAAGUACACAGGGGCGGGGCUGAGCGGCCGUCAGAUGCAUCGCACUCAGGGCGUGUUCAACCACACGGAGGACUACGUGCUGCUGCCGGACGAGCGCACCAUCAGCCUGUGCUGCUGGGACUCACGCACGGCUGAGAGGAAAAACCUGCUGUCUCUGGGACACAACAACAUCGUCCGCUGCAUCGUCCACUCGCCCACCAACCCCGGUUUCAUGACCUGCAGCGACGACUUCAGGGCCCGCUUCUGGUACCGCCGCACCACCACAGACUGAGGCGUGUCCCGCCUCCACGCUCCUACACCUCCUAUCCCCUCUCACUUCAUCUACACUUGUCUUAGAAGUAAUGGGGAUGCUGGACUCUACCUUCUCCGUGACCUCAGUGAACUCCUCACUUCCUCCAGUUCCGUGGUGACUUUCAUUUUCAUUUAAUUUGCAGUGGAACUUGUGGGACAGUACUUAAAGGGUAAUUUCUAUAUUUUUCAACUUCGUUGUACCCAUAGGCCGUGGUUUCACUUGUCUUUUCAGCAUGACUUCUGUGAUCGGUAGGGGACAUCAGAACUCAGUCAGCAUAUGGGUCUUGACUGACCGAAUAGUGAUCGGUUAUAUUUGGUGGUCAAAGGAGCGGCUGUAAAACGGUGGAUAAACACAUUUAGUUUCCAAAAAUACUUCGCAAAAGAAGUCCCCCCCAUUAUUUUGUUUACCUCAGGACUCAGACAGCAGGUCUGAGCUCUGCUCCUGUCCCAAUUUUGCUCCUCUCUUUGAGAUAAACAUGACGGAGAAGUAUGUUUGAUAAAUUGUCCGGAUUGUGCCCACUUGCUGUCCACACCUCACAGAGAUCAGAACUCAAAGCGAGCCAGGCCGUGUCGGUAUGCAGUCUGGCUGAUCGGAUCCCAAUGUGAGCGAGAUCCGAUCUCGGAGCAUACAGACUUGACAGUUCAUACGUCCUGGUACGAUCGGAUGACAACAUUCUCAUUAAAAAGAGUAACCACGGCCUGAGAGACAAACAUGGCAAAUAAGGUUGCUGGUAAACAUACUGAAGAUCGCCUUUUAAGAGCAAAGUACCAUUUCUUUAUAUGUUUUCUCUUUUUGAUAACACUUUGUGAAUGAUACCCAGAACCUGUGUUUUAAAGUCUGACCUUUUUUUUUUUAAUCCUCUCUGCCCAGACACUUCAGAUUUCUCAGCUGUCUGUCGUCAUUGACAACGGAGUUGUUUUGUUGUCUUAUUUUCUCUUUUCUAUUUUGUCUGCAUCCCUUGUUGUAAUUCAGUAAUUUUUUUAGCAAACGAUUAAAAGGAACAAGCCUCUCCUGUGAAUGUGAUGGUGAAAAGUCCCCUUUCAGAGCUCCUAAACCACAGCUAUGGUAAUAUCCUGUGAGUAUUUUAAGACCACAGUUGUUGCUGCAAAAAGCUAGCAAC